Molecule: messenger RNA, 2688 nt
Organism: Symbiodinium sp. CCMP2456
Lineage: Eukaryota; Dinophyceae; Suessiales; Symbiodiniaceae
Source: the annotation of a GenBank genome assembly
AUGUGGGCAUGGCGUACACAUCCAACCGUGGUACUUCUUUGGGUCAGAGCGAAAGGGCUGCUCCGUGCUGCGGAAGCUGGUGUGAAGCUUUCCGUGCAUCAGCCCAUUUGGCACAAAUGCAGGAAGCCAUCCCAGCUCGACUUCGUCAACGAAGGGGUGUGGGGCCCAUUGAAAUGGGCGACGACAUCUCCGGCAGAAGAGGUUCAGAUCCUGGAUGGCUUGGACAUCCAGCUGCAGGCUUCUGGUAUCCGCGUGCGCUUUGCUUUGGGAGACGCCGAGAUCAAGUUUGGAGUGGGAGGUUGUGCCUUCCUCUUGAGCGUCGUGGACAACGUGAUUAUCAGCGGCCCACAUGCUCAAGAGCGGCUACAAAUUGAAGUGGAUGGAAGUCCUCCUCCAUCGCGUGGAUCUCCUGCAAUGCGGGGUCAGCAGCUGAAGGCUUUGCAGCCUGGAACUCUGGAUGUGCUGCCAGUUGGCAAGAAGAAGCAGCAAAAAGUUGCGGUUGGUGACGACACUGGGGUGCUGCAGGUGUUCUACAUAAAAAAAGGAGAGGUUCAAUACGAAUGGAAGUCGGCUCCACUUGGACGCGAGAUUAGCUCCGUGGUUAUACAGCUCGCAAAGGACAAAAUCUUUGUUGGAUGCGGGCAAUCCAUACAUGGCUUCACUCGGAAGGGCAAGGAAUUUGUCAAGAUCAAGACGAACCUUACAGAGACGAUAAACCAUCUUUUUGUGGAGGAGAAUAUGAUUUGGACUGGCGGUGAGUACAUCAUGAAUAUCUACGACAGCUGCAAAGAUUAUGGCUUCGUGAUGACCAAGGAUCGCAUAAACGAUCUGACCUGUGCGCCAGUGCACAAUGGGGAGAUCCUCAGCACGAUAGUGGCCUGCCAGGACAAAUGCUUGCGAGUCUAUCAGGGGGAGAAGCUCUCACAUGAAUUCGCGGUUGAGGGCUCUGCAACAGCUCUGGGCUUUCAGGGCUUGAAUCCGGUGGACAAUCCCUCGCAUCAUGUGGGCGACCCCGUCCAGAUGAUCUAUGGGACAGAGCAAGGUGUCAUUGGCCUUUGCUCCCUGGAUGCAAAGUCCAUGCGACGGACUGGUGGCGUUUCCGACCGGCAAUCCAGGCCUGGUGUUUCGACCCCAGGUGCCGGAAGUAGACGGGCACGAGUUUGCAGUUUGCACACCGCGGAUAUUGUCAAGAGUGGUGCGCUAGACCUUGUCGUCGGCCGUGACGACGGCAACGUGGAGCUUUGGGGCCUGGGCGAUGCUGCUGCAUUCGCCUCGCAGCGCUUAGAGCAGGCUCCGACACCUCUGUGGGAGACCUGCUUGCAAGAAAGUAUCCAAUCCUUGAGCUCGGGUCACAUCACUGGUGGCGAUUAUGUGGAAGUGGUCCUGGCUACAUUUGGUGGCAAAGUCUUAGCCUUCACGCCGAGCAGCGCAGCUCGCGAUCCAACGGGCACGCAAAUGGCACAGCAAGAGGAGAAGGAGGAAGCCGGCACCUCCUUGGUUUCAAGAAUGGUGAAGGGCUCGAAAUCAGCUGAGUCGGAACAAGCCGAACUGCGACACGAAAGGUCUCGCCGUUUUCAGGUCUUGGAGCAAGAGGUUGCCCGACUCAAGGCUGAGUCUGACAAGGCGAGGAAAGAGUACCAGAACCUCUCUUCCGAGCAAAUUGCGAUGCAAACAACCACAAAGGUGACGCAUAGGUUCGGCCUAGCAAGCGAGGAGGCCUGCUACAUCCUCACGGUGGAGUCGCAGGCUGCGAUUGAGCUGAUCUCCCUUCGGGCUGACGUUGAAGUGGACUUGCUUGAUCAUUCUGGCACUGGGGCGAUUCUUUCGCGAUCCAAGGGCGACCCGCAGAAUCCACUGUUAGCGACGUACCGAAUGCAGGAAGAAGGCACUCGCUUCCAGAUACGCUUGCGGACCAUUGAAGGUCUCAGUGGAACACUGUCGGCCUUCGUGGUUCCCGCCACGCAGCCCAAGACGGCACAUCUCAUCAGCGUGUCCAUCAAGCCUUUGGCUUUGCAUGAGAAGAUUGCCGAAGCUUCCGCGGACAUUCCAAUGAACGAGCUGCGCCUGACUGGGCCUUUUUCCGUGACGGACAUGCACUCAUGGCUCGCUCUUUGUGUUAAUGAACUUCCGUCGCGACCAACAGAUGAUGAAAUGGUGAUCAGCUACAGGAGCACCUUUGUUGGCACUCAGCUCUAUGGGAGGUAUUCCAAGGGCACAGCAAUCUUCAGAUCGGAUUCGAUCACCACCAUCGGAGUCUUGAAGGAUAUCAUUACGAAGGAGGCCACAGCAAAGAAGGUUCAGGUCUCCAUGAAUGUGGACGUGAAGGAGGAAACGUUUGGCAGAUUUUUGGAACUGGUGCACCCGAAGUUGAAUUAUCAGCACGCCUUGACGCAACAAGUGCGCAUGGUUGAGCCGCUGCGAGAGGUGCAGCUCCAGGAGGGCGAAACCAAGUUCCUUCAUCCAGAAUUGCAGUCGGUGCUGGAGCAAGCAGCUGAAAUCCAGCAACAGUUCCAGCUUCAGCCGCAAAAGCUGGCCUUCCUACAUAGCAUCGUCAUAUCUGCUUACAGGCAUAAAUGGCGACUUCGUGGCUACCAAAGCGUGGAGCACAGGAUCAAGGACUUGCAGCGACUCUUGGAGUCCUACAACUUGGAAGUGGUUUCUGCCUUCUUCAGCGAGUCCAUCGACUGA